Messenger RNA from Thlaspi arvense, 573 nucleotides. NCBI's taxonomy places the organism in Eukaryota, Viridiplantae, Streptophyta, Magnoliopsida, Brassicales, Brassicaceae. The record is from the annotation of a GenBank genome assembly.
GAUCACCGAUCUGACAGCUUCGUAAUACACAGUAUUGGCCCUUCCGCAAAAGUCGACAUUGAUUUCUCAAACUUGUCUCGCUUGCAUGCUUCCUUCCAAGAAACUUCGUGGGAUAUGUUGCCAAGUUUACUUGAGUGCUGCACUAAUCUACAAUCUGUCGUCCUGGAAUUUGAAUGCCUUCCAGAGACAGAGGAGGUUGAGCUUUCAUUUGUGCCUAAAUGUUUCGAAUCAUCUCUUGAGUUUGUUCACCUAAAGACACUAUAUGUUGUAAACAUACAAAUGGAAGGGGCACCACUCACAGGAACAUCAAGUAAGAUGAAAUUAGCAAAAUACUUUCUAGAGAAUGGUGCAGCUCUCAAGAAACUGACACUAAGUGCGAGUUUCGGUAACAUAAUCAACCAAAUCAAAUCGAUUCCAAGAAGCUCUACGACGUGUCAAGGUCUCAUUCCAUCUCAACUUUUCGAUGGCCGAUCAGGGCACAAUGAAUCCGAUAUUCAAGCAACCGCUGAGGAAGAGCACGAGAAUCGGAAGAAGCAGAAGAAGUUUGAAGCAACUAUGGAGCCUUCGGGAACA